AUGCCCAAUCGCACGCCCAGGCGCCGCCUCGUCGGCCUCUCUACCAAAAUGUAUUUUUCUCUCCAGCGAACAAGAGACUUUACGGAUAGCUUCAUCUCUACGCUAGCAGCUGUGCCGCAAGAACUCUUAUCCAACAUCGACGUCUUCAUUAUCCCCGACUUCAUCUCCCUCACCAACACAAUCGCGCAAUUAGAAUCAAGCCAUGUCCCCGUAUGGACCGGCGCUCAAGAUUGCCAUUGGGAAGACGAGGGAGCUUUUACCGGUGAAGUCAGUCCCUCAGUGUUAAGCAGCGCCGGCGUCAGGCUCGUGGAAGUCGGGCAUGCGGAGCGAAGGAGGAUUUUCGGUGAAGAUGAUGCCGUGGUUGCGAAGAAGACUGCGGCAGUGAGUCGCAAUGGCAUGAUACCGCUGGUGUGUAUCGGAGAGAGGAAUCAUGGCGACGUUGAUGCUGCCGUCGAUGAGUGCCGCGUGCAAGUUGACGCCAUCAUGAGCUCUGUAGCCGAUGAAGCGGAGGUUUUCCUGGCGUAUGAACCUGUUUGGGCAAUUGGAGCCAGCCAGCCGGCUGGGGAGAAGCACAUUCUGGAUGUCGUUUCUGGGAUUCGAGACUUGGAUUCCGUCAAGAAGAGGACGGGGACAACGAGAGUGCUGUAUGGAGGCAGUGCAGGACCAGGGCUCUACGAGAAGUUGAAGUCCGGGCUGGACGGGUUGUUUCUGGGCCGAUUCGGACAUGACCCGCAGCAGUUUAUCAAGACGAUACGGGAAGUAGCUGAGGCAUGA
Messenger RNA from Trichoderma aggressivum f. europaeum, 774 nucleotides. RefSeq lists its product as uncharacterized. Gene Ontology annotation, cellular component: cytosol. Gene Ontology annotation, molecular function: triose-phosphate isomerase activity. The record is from RefSeq and is a predicted model, not a curated record. The transcript has a single exon. Bases 1 to 774 code for a protein of 257 amino acids. Gene Ontology annotation, biological process: glycerol catabolic process; glyceraldehyde-3-phosphate biosynthetic process; glycolytic process. NCBI's taxonomy places the organism in Eukaryota, Fungi, Ascomycota, Sordariomycetes, Hypocreales, Hypocreaceae.